Chenopodium quinoa (quinoa) is the source of this 814-nucleotide messenger RNA. RefSeq lists its product as uncharacterized. The transcript has 2 exons. Bases 283 to 771 code for a protein of 162 amino acids. The record is from RefSeq and is a predicted model, not a curated record. Lineage: Eukaryota; Viridiplantae; Streptophyta; Magnoliopsida; Caryophyllales; Amaranthaceae.
AUUGUAUAUAAUAAUUUCUUGAUCUUUGAUGCAGUGUAUUAUGAACCCGAAAGUGAGAACACUUGGUAUUUUUUCACAAGAUUAGAAAGAUUAUAUAAAAACGGAAGUCGACCUAGAAGAUCCGCUGGCAAUGGUUAUUGGAAGGCUACCGGGGUGGAUGCAACAAUAAGUAACAAACAAGGAAUAACUAUUGGUUAUAGGAAGGCUUUAGCAUUCUUUAUUAAAAUCGAACCCGCUCCAAAAAAUAAAAACGAACCCAAGGGAAUUAAAACACCAUGGCUCAUGCACGAAUUUAGGCUUAAUAAUAUUCCUUCAACCUCGGAGCCUAAACCGAAAAGACUUAAAACAAAUGAUCAUGAUGGUACAUCACAAUCCCAAGGCUCCAAACCAAAAAAUAUGUUGGAUGGUUGGGUGUUAUGCAAAGUUUAUAGAGUUGCUAGAGAUGUCGAGGUUGAAGCUAUAAAUCAAGAGGAGCAGCAUCUUCAUCAAGAGGAGCAACAUCAAGCUAUUGCCCUAAAUAUUGGAGCUAAUGAUCAUGUACUUAUUCCAGCGAUCGAGGAUAGUUUUGAACAUUUACAACGCAAUCGUCAAGAGGAGCAGCAUCUUCAACAAGAGGAGCAACAUCAAGCUAUUGCCCUAAAUAAUGGAGAUAAUCAUCACUUACUUAUUCCAGAGAUCGAGGAUAGUUUUGAACAUCAACAACGCAAUGAAGAUAUGCCACGAUUUUCACAAGAGGAGUUGGAGUUUUUAUACAACAUUUUUCCAUGUUGAGAUCGAAUAUGAAAAGUAUUUGUAUGUAUGAUUACUGUGUACG